Acaulospora colombiana is the source of this 300-nucleotide messenger RNA. NCBI's taxonomy places the organism in Eukaryota, Fungi, Glomeromycota, Glomeromycetes, Diversisporales, Acaulosporaceae. The record is from the annotation of a GenBank genome assembly.
AUGGCUACGCUAACCCAGAAGUACGAAAUCGGACCGCUAUCAUGCAAACGCUUCAAAAAGAAACAGUGGGACACGAACCCGCACGUAUUGAGACACAUCACGACAAAUAGCAAAGCAUUCCUGAGUUCAGGGUGCCAAACAUAUGAUGCGGAGUUUGACGUAGAAUUUGAAUUGGAGUUAGAAGUGGAGUUAGAAGUGGAGUUAGGUGAAUCACUUAGCAGAUCACUAGGACAAGUCGGAUUUGUGGGAACACUUAAUGGCACAUAUUCUGUAUGUGAUGCGCCAACCUCGUUACAUUGA